UUUCGGGAUGUCGUUUUGAGUCUCGCGAAAUAGCCUCUACAAUACAUGGGGAGUUUGCUACAUCGGCGUGUAUUCCAAGCAAAUAAAUACCUCUUCUCUCCAUCUACAUUCAAUAACUUGAGGAUUGUGUGUUUACCGGUUGGUUUAGCUGCUGGUUUGUUCAGUACAGCCAUGGCUGAAGGUGGUAAAGCCGCUACUUCGAUAUGUGAGUUUGAAGCGAAAGACAUCGAUGGAAACGACGUCUCGUUGUCGAAAUACAAAGGGUUUGUUACUUUGAUUGUGAAUGUGGCCUCUAAAUGAGGGUUUACGAAGAAGAACUACACUCAGCUACAAGAACUGCACACACGGUAUGCUGAGAAAGGUCUUCGAAUUCUUGCUUUUCCUUGCAACCAAUUUGGAAGUCAGGAACCUGGUAUAAAUGAAGAAAUCAAAGAGUUUGCAAAAGGAUAUAAUGCUGAAUUUGACAUGUUUAGUAAGAUAAAUGUGAAUGGUUCUGAUGCUCACCCCCUUUAUGUGUUCCUUAAGAAAGCAAAGAAAGGUACACUCACUGACAACAUCAAGUGGAAUUUCACAAAGUUUCUUUGUGAUAAAGAAGGCAUCCCUGUUAAGCGUUAUGCACCAAACACAGCACCACUAGACAUUGUGAAAGAUAUUGAAAAAGAGCUAAACAAUUAACUAACUCAGCCUAGUUAGUGAAAAAUAUGAUGAUUAUUUAGAGGUUUUCAAUUUUUAUUCUUUUUAAAUCAGCUUAACAAAAUAUAAUUCAUGAACAUCUUAAGAAAUUGUUCAUGAAGUAUAAGUCUUACUCAAAUGGCAGCUUUGACAGUGUUUACGCUCACAAGUACGUACUUAACACUUAUUGACUGGUACCAGGGGAAAAGGUGUGUUUUGUGGUCCCGAGACAGCAAUGUUUCACAAGAUGAAGCCGAGGGAAACAUUGCCGUCGAGGGACCACRAAACACACUGCUUUCUGGAGGUUGAAGUCAUAAUACGUUUUGUUAUGUACCAAGUGUCAAAGGGAAAAAAGCAGUUUUUUGAUUUUUUGAUUAUUUAAUUUCAAAAAAAAACCACACAUUUAUGGGAAAAUCUUCCCUGGUAUUGUUAUUACCGGUCAACAACAUAUCAUUGCCAGUUGAAAGCAGUUACCAAGGAAAUGUUCACGUGAUACCCUCUUGCCCAAUCAGAGUAUGAUAAAAAUGGACUUUGAUAGUUGGUAUAUAACGAUACUCUUUGUUUAACCGACAUAACAGCAUAGUUCAGACCAAUACUAUAUAAUAAUUUUUUGGCAUAUUUAAUGAAGUUCUAUCUUGGGGCAGCUUUUUGACAGUAUUAUUAAUAAUGGAUCAUGACAGUCUGUCUAAUACUCAGUAUUCCAUUGCUUUUUUCUGUGAUGAUGAUGUUUUGAUCGUCAACUCAACUCAUUUGAGUAGAUUGGAACUGAUGAAUUUUGGUCAGUGCAGGAACAAAAUGCACAGAACAGCAAUAUAGCAUUCAAGUGUAGUCAUUCUCUAAUGUUUCAGAUUAAUAGUCUUGUAUUUCUUCAUUUGAAAACUCAAUAAUGUUGAAUAAAAACUAAAUCAAUAUCUGAUAAAAUUGAGAGUAAGAUUCUGAUUUGAUACUGAUUGCACGACCUUAGCCUUGUGUUUGAAAUAAAAGGUUUGAAAAGACCACCAAA
Molecule: messenger RNA, 1675 nt
Organism: Actinia tenebrosa (Australian red waratah sea anemone)
Lineage: Eukaryota; Metazoa; Cnidaria; Anthozoa; Actiniaria; Actiniidae
Product: glutathione peroxidase-like
Biological process (GO): response to oxidative stress
Molecular function (GO): peroxidase activity
Source: RefSeq, a predicted model, not a curated record